Molecule: messenger RNA, 1959 nt
Organism: Uncinocarpus reesii 1704
Lineage: Eukaryota; Fungi; Ascomycota; Eurotiomycetes; Onygenales; Onygenaceae
Product: AousoA protein
Exons: 4
Coding region: 1-1959 (652 amino acids)
Biological process (GO): endoplasmic reticulum to Golgi vesicle-mediated transport; transcytosis; vesicle fusion with Golgi apparatus
Cellular component (GO): ER to Golgi transport vesicle membrane; endoplasmic reticulum; Golgi membrane
Source: RefSeq, a predicted model, not a curated record
AUGGUCAGUCAACGAAACCGGAGUCUCUUCCAAGCGCUGCUCCUUUUAAUAGCACUCACUCCCUCUUCGGCCGAACUACAAAAGGUUGUCGCUUUCGAAAAUGCCUUUGAUCGAAUAUUUUCAUUAAUUCAAAAUGAGGGUUCGUUGACUCACGGCUCAGCUCUCGUGGAAGACUGCCUCUCACUUCUGGGAAACCUCUUGGCGCUAAAUGUCUCAAAUCAAUCAUAUUUUCGCGAGACUGGGUGCAUUAAAAGGUUAGCAUCACUCUUAGCCGAUGCUGCUGAGGGACAGGAGUCAGGAGAAGCUAUCCCGGAAUGGACUUUGGAACAACGAGAUAAGAAUCUGUGGGGUACUUUGGCGAUCAUUCAGCUUUUUCUUGUGAAAGGGGGAAUGAGCACCCCUACCAACCAAAUGGCAUUUUGGCAACAUGACGUUUUGCAACAAGUGCUCCGGAUUGCAUUUGGUGAGGAGUUCAAUAUUCCAAUCAAAGCCAAAGUCCGUGUCCCCUAUUUUGCAUUGUCAACAUGUGCUGGUUUAAUUAGCGGCAACCCCACAUUGCAGGAGAAAUUCGCUGAUUUGGACGUUGCUGUACAUCAUGCUGAAAAACAAACGUUGAAUGGGAGUGUCCAUGCUAAUGCGCCGACACAGAAGCUCAAUGUCAUUGAAGCUCUUCUUAGAUUAACACUUUUGCCUGCCCCAGCUCAACUUUUGGACGCCAGACUUGCAGCUUGCGAAUGCAUUCGAGCUUUCACAGAAAACCACAGGGGAAUCAAAGUACAUUUCCUCCGCAGGGCAAUUGACGGCCAUACGAGCGGCGAGGAUCAAAUUCCGAACAUACUUACCAUUCUUGUGAGUCCACCGGAAAGCAGAGGGAUUGUUGACCCCUAUCAAAGCUGGCUAGCAUGUGUUUUACUAUUUCAUCUAAUACACGAUGACCCGGAGACAAAAGGUCUCGCAAUGAAAGUCUGUGAGGGCGAUGAGUUGAACGGAGAGGAAGUGAUUACUUGUAUCCAGGCAAUAACUGGAAAUUUUCUCUCCGGAAUACAACGAAACGACGACAAGAGAAUCUCAGUUGGCUACUUGAUGCUCCUUUGUGGCUGGCUUUUUGAAGACCCUGAUGUUGUGAACGAUUUUCUAGGUGAAGGAAGUAGUAUUCAGAGCCUCAUCCAAGAGACUAAACAAUGCGUUUCAUCGAAAACUCUACUCCCAGGACUCUGCGCUGCCCUGCUCGGGAUAAUAUAUGAGUUCUCCUCUAAGGAUUCUCCUAUUCCAAGGGCAACAUUGCACCAACUACUGAUGGGGCGACUUGGGAGGGAAGUAUAUAUUGAUAGGAUUACAAAACUUCGAGAGCACCCAUUGGUCCGAGAUUUCGAGGUGAUACCCCAAACCUCCCACGGCCAUCACGACGGUGGCUUCCCAAAAAUUUUCUUUGACAGGCUCUUUAUCGACUUUCUGAAAGACAAUUUUAGCCGCCUCAUUAGGGCAAUCGAUCGUGAGCCAGGGAUCGAAGUCCCAGUUAUAGCAAACGGUAUUCCAAAAGGUAUCUCACGGGAGCUCGUGGAUUCUCUUCAGACACAGGUCGAAGAUAAGACUCAGACCAUCCAAACAAUGGAGACUGAACUGCUGUCUCUAAAACGGAAACUGGAACAGGAAGAGCUUGAUCACCGGAGAACCAAGGAAGUCUGCGAAGUUGAGCUUAGCCGAAUUAAACACGUCAAUGAUAUGCACCAAAUGACCCAUGCCGAAGAGAUCCAGAGGUUAGAAGAAAAUCAUGAGCGUCUCCAAACCGACUUGGCCAAGAAGCACGCCAAGCUGUUAGCUACAAUGGUCCAACAUAAGCAAACUUCGUCUUACGCAGAAGAACUAUGCGAGCGUUAUGACGCGGAGGACGCUGCAAGCGAGCAGAAGAGCGAGAGGAAGAAAGUCGCGAACGCGCCACCAAACAUGAAACUGGCCUAA